AUGACAAAACAGCCCCAGCUCCAAAUUUUCCCCCGAAGGAAAGCAGGGCAGUCAAAGAGGGAUCAUGGAUCGAAUACAGCAGUUGUUCUCAGUUUAGAGAUCCUUCAAUCUUUCUCGGAAGUUCCCCUGGUUCAAGCUGCAAAGAAACUUGGGAUAUCAAAGACUGCAUUGAAGAGCGCUUGCCGAACUUUAGGAUUGGAGCGUUGGCCAUUUCGCAAGCCAAAUGACCCCCAAGGCCCAGGGGAUUCGUUACAGACAAGCGAUAUCAAUAUGCUCAAUCACGGCAAGCAGGAUAACAGCAACUCCGAAGUAGACAGUCAGUUUUCGACAUCAGAAUGCACCAAAGGGAGUGAGACAACAGCUUCGCAACGAUCGGGCGAAGACGACUAUCAAAGCAGUGAGGAUCAGAACAGCGACUCGAACGAUCUUUCAUGGAUGUCGGAGAAUCCUCUAGGAACGAUGCAGAAUAUCAUGUGCCUGAACAGCCUUGACGAUGCUAGCAAGUUGAGCCAACCAUUCGCCAUCAAUCAAUCGGUCGAGCAAUCCUCAGGGCAGUCAAGUGGAGAGGAUGAUCUGGAUAGCUACAACAGCAGCAACAAGCAGAGCCCUGAAGAGGAGGACGAGUACCCUCUCCACGUGAGGGGAGACUUUGUCUUCCCAGGACCGUGCAGAUUCUCUAAGAAGGUCUGUCUGCGGAUGGCAAAGGGGAGGGAUGACGCCGUACACCAGGAUGGGCGGUUGGAGUUCUCGAGCUUCAACGGGAGCUUCGUCUCCUGUUUCAACCAGCAGCUGUCGAUCCCCAAUUUCAACUUCGCCGAUGACUUCUGGUAUUGA
Molecule: messenger RNA, 834 nt
Organism: Guillardia theta CCMP2712
Lineage: Eukaryota; Cryptophyceae; Pyrenomonadales; Geminigeraceae
Exons: 13
Coding region: 1-834 (277 amino acids)
Molecular function (GO): DNA-binding transcription factor activity
Source: RefSeq, a predicted model, not a curated record